AUGGCUGGAAUCAAAGGCCGACGUCAAGCAUGGUCUCUGGGAGAUACAUAUGACUUCAUCGCUACCUUUCUCUACAAGCCGGGUAUUCGAACCACCAUCCACUCUACCAGACGCCCAUACCGGACCUCAGCGGCUCACAGAAGUACAAAUAGACUGGAUGGGCGGAUCGCACCACUAUCCCCAGCCGGGAACGGCUCAAGAUGCCAGGAGAAUGCCGGGGAGAGACGCCAUUUCCACGACUACUUCGUCACGAACCUGCCUUCCUCCUCACUCCACCCCGAUUCUCGAUCUGCCGCAGGCCCAUACCACAAGCUGCCCCGAUCGGCUUCUACGCCGCACACGCCCGGCUCCGGCCCGUCUCCUGCGGCCAUGGUCGGCGUGUCCCGCGAGAUGACCGUCGUGCGGAUCCCUCUGCGGAGCGCGAAGCACCAUUUCGGGGUCGCGGUCUCGCGCGGUACGCGGCCGUACAACGAGGAUACGUACCAGGCCGGCACGCUGGAGAUCCCGGCUUUUGCAAGGAGGGCGCCGAUCAGUCUAAGCCGCGCGGGUACGAUGGCUAGCGCAACCUCGGCGGACAGUGCUAGUGGCGAUCCGCAGGUGUUCUACUUUGGGGUGUUUGAUGGGCAUGGUGGUAAUGAGUGUAGCGAUUUCUUGAGGGAGGAGCUGCAUGAUUACCUGGAGAGGACUGCGGUUACGUUUGGCUUGGCAUCGAGUCUCAAGAUGGGGAGAGAGCGGGAGAGUGAUGUGAAGGGGUCUAGCCAGCAGUAUGAGGGGGGUAGCAAAACGGCGGAACAGGGAAAGGAGAGUGAGCAGGAUGUUGUGGGAGAGGCUAAUAUGCCGACGAGAGGUCAUGAUGGGAGGAUCAAGCAGCCGGAGCACCGCCCUGCUAUUGAGAGUCAGAAGCCGGUGCAAGCUGGGUCGAACAAGGGUAACAAGGCUGCGGAGUUAGAACGGAGCCUGGUUGCGCAGUGGAAAAAUACCGUUGGUGGGUAUUUCAGACGGUUCAGACCCGAGUACUUCAACUUGCCAACUUCAGACCGAGAAAACCCUCCCGGGGUUGAGAGUCCAGUCUCCAUCGAAACAGUCCUUAUGUACGCCUUCCUCAAAGCCGACCUGGACUUCGUCACCGCACAGGCGCAGAAACCAGACCCGGAAAACCACAACAGCGACAAGCCUCUGAAUGCAGACGACAUCCUCGGCGAGCCGGCGUACAUCGGCCCCUCCAAACACCGCAUCGGGGGUCCCACGCGCUUCGUCGGCGGCUCGACAGCCUCCAUCGUCCUGAUCUCCACCCCGGCCCCAACACCAUUCUGGCACCCCGCCUCUCCGUCCUCCCUCGUCGUCGCUCAUGUAGGCGACACGCGCGUCUUGCUCUGCAACACCGCGACUGGCCUUGCAGUCCCCGUCACCACGAACCACCACCCCAGCUCCUCAAUCGAGGGGGCUCGGCUCCGGCGCUACGCGGCGACGUUCGUCACCGACUCGUUUGGCGAGGAACGCAUGUCCGGCCUCGCCAACACGCGUGCCUUCGGCGACAUGCGCAGCAAGCGCAUCGGCGUGUCCGCCGAGCCGGAGAUCCGCCGCGUCGAUCUGGCGCCCGCUGAAUACUCCUUCCUGGUCCUCGUCUCCGACGGCGUCAGCGGCACGCUGAGUGACCAGGAGAUCGUCGACGUCGUCAAGGAGGCGAAGACACCUGAGCAAGGUGCGCGAGACGUGGUCAGUUUCGCUACCGAGGUGAGCAGCGAGGGCGACAACGCUACAUGCUUGGUUGUCCGGCUUGGAGGGUGGGAGAGGAGGAUUGAGGGCGGGACGGGGAGCAUGGGGACCAAGGAGAUGAGGGACUUCCGGAAGGGGGAAGCGUUGGAUCCGAGGAGGGGGAGGACUUGA
This is a messenger RNA of Drepanopeziza brunnea f. sp. 'multigermtubi' MB_m1, 1887 nucleotides long. RefSeq lists its product as uncharacterized. Lineage: Eukaryota; Fungi; Ascomycota; Leotiomycetes; Helotiales; Drepanopezizaceae. Gene Ontology annotation, molecular function: [pyruvate dehydrogenase (acetyl-transferring)]-phosphatase activity; cation binding. Gene Ontology annotation, cellular component: mitochondrion. Gene Ontology annotation, biological process: protein dephosphorylation. The record is from RefSeq and is a predicted model, not a curated record.